This is a messenger RNA of Menidia menidia (Atlantic silverside), 6366 nucleotides long. NCBI's taxonomy places the organism in Eukaryota, Metazoa, Chordata, Actinopteri, Atheriniformes, Atherinopsidae. The record is from the annotation of a GenBank genome assembly.
AUGGUCAGCGCCCCGCUCUUGUCCCGGUUCACCGGGCCGGAGGUCUCGGUGGCGCCCCCUGCUGCCGCCGCCCGUCCCUUCACCUGCGGACAGACCCGUCCACGUAAAUGCAGCAUCAACUCUGAGCUGGGAACACUGACCGCCUUCUCCUUUUUGGGCAUUUGUCUGUUGCUGGAGAACCGUCUGCUUUGCUGGCUGGUUCCGGGCAGAGCGGGUUUGGACCCGGACAAAGCGGCCGAACCGCCACUGAGCUCCAGGAAAGACUCAGUGAAUGGGAGGAGAGGCCGCACGCCUACAAAAGCGGGCCGGCCCGCGGCCGUGCACGCAGUGUGUGACAGCAGGCAGGCGGGCACCAUGGGGAAGGGCUUCUUCAUCAGUAAAACCGUUGGGAUCGUGGGGAUCGUGGUGGGGGUGGCCGCCCUCUCCACCAUCAUCGCUCUGUCGGUCGUCUACUCUCAGGAAAAAGCCAAAAACAACGGCGAUAAUGGAGGUGUGUCGACCACAUCCGGACCCACCACCGUCCCCGCCACCGUCCCCGCCACCACGCCGGCCCCCUCCAACGAGACCUGGGACCAGUACCGGCUGCCCAAGAGUCUGGUGCCGGACCACUACAACGUGACCCUGUGGCCACGGCUGACGCCUGAUCCCACUACCGGCCUCUACAUCUUCACUGGGGAGUCCAGCGUCCGCUUCCAGUGUGUGGAGGACACCAACCUGAUCCUGAUCCACUCCAACAGGCUGAACUACACCCGGCUGGAGAACGGCCACUGGGCCAUGCUCACCGCCGUCAGCGGGGCGGCGGCCCCCCCCGUCUCGUCUUCCUGGGUCCAACACGUCACUCAGUACCUGGUUGUGCAGCUCAAUGGGAAUCUGGUGAGGGGCCAGUGGUACCACCUCUACACCAAGUUCACCGGAGAGCUGGCUGACGACCUGGGAGGCUUCUACAGGAGCGAGUACAUGGAGGACGGGGUCAAAAAGGUCGUCGCCACCACCCAGAUGCAGCCGACCGACGCCAGGAAGGCCUUCCCCUGCUUCGACGAGCCGGCCAUGAAGGCCUAUUUCUACAUCACUCUCCUCCACGCCCACGGGACGGUGGCUCUGUCCAACGGCAAGGAUAUCGAAACAACUAACGUCACAAUGGACGGCCAAAGCGUGCAGAGGACAGUGUUCGAGCGCACAGAGAAGAUGUCCACCUACCUGCUGGCCUUCAUCGUCAGCGACUUCGCUUUCAUCGGCAGCACCACCGAUGGAGUUUUGAUUCGCAUCUUUGCCCGUCGACCUGCUAUUGCUGCUGGCCAGGGAGCCUACGCCCUGAACAAGACCGGCCCCAUCCUGAAAUUCUUUGAGGAGUACUACAACUCCAGUUACCCUCUGCCCAAGUCUGAUCAGAUCGCUCUCCCUGACUUUAACGCUGGAGCCAUGGAGAACUGGGGCCUGAUCACCUACAGAGAGACCGCGCUGCUGUACGACGAGAGCUUCUCCUCCAACUCCAACAAGGAGAGGAUCGCCACCAUCAUCGCUCACGAGCUGGCCCACAUGUGGUUUGGAAACCUGGUGACUCUCCGGUGGUGGAACGACCUGUGGCUGAACGAGGGCUUUGCUUCAUACGUGGAGUACCUGGGAGCCAACGAGGCCGAGCCCACCUGGAACGUGAAAGACCUCAUCGUGCUCAACGACCUGCACAGGGUGUUUGCCAUCGACGCCCUGGCCUCCUCCCACCCGCUGUCCUCCAGAGAGGAGGACAUCCAGAGGCCCGCGCAGAUCAGCGAGCUGUUCGACGCCAUCUCAUACAGCAAAGGAGCGUCAGUCCUCAGGAUGCUGUCCGACUUUCUGACGGAGGAGGUGUUCAGGAUGGGACUCAGGACGUACCUGAACGAGUUUGCUCUGGCAAACGCCAACUACACCGACCUUGGCACCAACCUUCCCACGAGCGUCACCAACAUCAUGAACACCUGGGUGCUGCAGAUGGGCUUCCCGGUGGUCACCAUCAACACCGCCACCGGCGCCGUCUCCCAGCAGCACUUCCUGCUGGACCCGGACUCUGAAGUCACCGCUCCGUCCCCUUACGACUACAAGUGGAUCGUUCCAAUCAAAUGGAUAAAGACGGGAACGGUCCAGGAUCCCGUGUGGCUGCAGGCUGAAUCAGCCACGGUUGGAGCGAUGAGGGCAACGGGCAGCGAAUGGGUGCUGGCCAACACCGACGUGGUCGGUUACUACCGGGUCAACUACGACCAGGCCAACUGGGAUAAGCUGCUGAAUGCUCUGAUGACCAACCACCAGGCCAUCCGAGUGAUCAACAGGGCUCAGCUGGUGGACGACGCCUUCAAUCUGGCCAGAGCGCGGAUCAUCUCCACCAGCAUGGCCCUCAGCACCACCAAGUACCUGCACAACGAGAGGGAGUUCAUGCCCUGGGAGUCGGCCAUCGACAACCUGGACUUCUUCUACCUCAUGUUCGACCGCAGCGAGGUGUAUGGACCCAUGCAGGAUUAUCUGAGGAAGCAGGUCACCCCUCUGUUCCAGCACUUUAAGACCCUGACAGGAAACUGGACCAAUGUGCCCCAGGGACACAUGGACCAGUACAACCAGGUGAACGCCAUCAGCGUGGCCUGCAGGACCGGCCUGGAGGAGUGCCAGACCCUGGUCAGGACCUGGUUCCGACAGUGGAUGGACACCGGAGUCAACAGGAACUCCACCAUCGCCAGCGAGGCCGAGAAGCUGAGGGCCGCCCUGGCCUGCAGCCGCCAGCCCUGGCUGCUCAACAGGUACCUGGAGUUCACUCUCCAGCCGGACCUGAUCCGGAAGCAGGACGCCACCUCCACCAUCGUCUACAUUGCCAACAACGUGGUUGGUCAGUCUCUGGCGUGGGACUUCGUCAGGGCCCGAUGGUCGUACAUCUUCUCCGAGUACGGCGGCGGCUCGUUCUCCUUCUCAAACCUCAUCAACGGAGUCACAAAGCGCUUUUCCUCUGACUUUGAGCUUCAGCAGCUGCACCAGUUCAAGGCCGAUAACUCUGAGGUCGGUUUCGGCUCGGGGACGCUGGCAGUGGAUCAGUCCAUCGAGAGAACCCAAGGCAACAUGAAAUGGAUCGCACUGAACAAGCAAAACGUUCUGUGCACGGGGCAGAUGCUUAUCUCGGUCAGAGCGGCCAAACGCACCACAGACACUCCUCUGCGUCCCAGCCGGAGGAGGAAAAACAGCCCCAGCUCGGCCCGGAGCGCGAUGACGAGGACCUGCAAGGUCAGCAAGCUGCGCGUGCUGUGCGCGCUCCUCGCGCUGCUGUCCGUGGCGACCAUCGUCACCCUGUGGACCAUCGCCCUGACCGGAGGGGGCCCCGAGGACCCCCCGGCCCCCUGGGACAGGUACCGCCUGCCCUCGGCUUUGGUCCCUGGACACUACAGCAUCACUCUCUGGCCUCGGCUCAGACCUGACCCAGACUCUGGCCUCUACAUUUUCACAGGAUGGUCCACUGUGCAGUUCGAGUGCCAGGAUGCCACAGAUCUGAUCCUAAUUCACUCCAACAAACUGAACUACACAGAAAUGAACAACACACAUGCUGCAUUGCUCACAGCUGAAGGAGGUGCAUAUGCUCCCAGCAUAAAGUCCACCUGGUUCCAGCCAGAGACUCAGUAUUUGGUCAUCCAGCUGAACGGGAAGCUGACGUCCGGGCAGAAGUACCAGCUCUACACCGAGUUCAGGGGAGAGCUCGCGGACGACCUGGCAGGAUUCUACAGGAGUGAAUACGAGGAAGAUGGAGUCAUAAAGAUUGUUGCCACCUCUCAGAUGCAUCCGACUCAUGCCAGGAAAACCUUCCCCUGCUUCGAUGAGCCAGCCAUGAAAGCCAUUUUUAACGUGACCCUCAUCCACCCGCCGGGAACUGUUGCCCUGUCCAACGGGAUGGAAGCAGAUGUUGAAAAUAUCACUAUUGAUGGAGAAAAUGUGGUGAUGACAAAGUUUGAACCCACCCCGAAGAUGUCCAGCUACCUGCUGGCUGUGGUUGUGUCCGACUACGCCCGCCUGCGCUCCAUGCAGGGAGGCACUCUGGUGCGGAUCUGGGCCCGGAGGAAGGCCGUGGAGCAGGGACAGGGAGGCUACGCCCUCAAUAUCGCCCUGCCGGACUUUUACUUCGGCGCCAUGGAGAACUGGGGUCUGGUGACCUACAGAGAAACCAACCUCCUGUACGACCCCGAGAACUCCUCCAAUGGAGACAAGGAACGAGUGGCCACCAUCAUCGCCCACGAGCUGGCUCACAUGUGGUUUGGGAACCUGGUGACCCUACGCUGGUGGAACGAGGUGUGGCUCAACGAGGGCUUUGCUUCCUACGUGUCCUACCUGGGAGCCGACCACGCCGAGCCCAGCUGGAACGUGAAAGACCUGAUCGUUCUGGAGGACGUGCACCGAGUGUUCGCGGUGGACGCCCUGAGCUCCUCCCAUCCGCUGACCUCUGCGGAGGACAGCAUCGUCCUGCCCGGGCAGAUCACCGAGCAGUUUGACACCAUCUCCUACAGCAAGGGCGCCGCUGUGCUCAGGAUGCUGUCUGACUUCCUGUCGGAGUCGGUCUUCAGGCAGGGCCUCUGCGCUUACCUCCGACACUUUGAAUACAGCAACACCGUCGGGAGCGACUUGUGGAAACAUCUACAAACGGCGGUGAAGGACAGCAACGUUUCUCUGCCCCGACCAGUUGGCGACAUCAUGAACCGCUGGGUGCUUCAGAUGGGCUUCCCGGUGGUCACCAUAGACACAAGCAAGGGGAUGGUUUCCCAGGACCACUUCCUGCUGGAUCCGGAGUCCAAUGUCACGGCCGAGUCGCCUUACAAGUACGAGUGGGUGGUUCCCGUGCGCUGGAUGAAGGAUGGCCACGUGCACGAGGACAUCUGGUGGCUGGAGCACAAAGAAGCUGAGAACUUGGACAUGAGGAGCAGGGGCUCGUGGGUUCUGGCCAACGUUAACAUCACCGGGUACUACCGGGUCAACUACGACCUGGGGAACUGGGAGCGGCUGCUCGCUCAGCUCAGCUCAGCCCAUCAGGUGAUACCCGUCAUCAACAGAGCUCAGCUGGUGGACGAUGCCUUCAACCUGGCCAGAGCUCAGAUAGUCUCCACAACCUUGGCCCUGAGGACCACCUCCUACCUGGGGAAGGAGACGGAGUUCAUGCCGUGGCAGUCUGCGCUAGACAACCUUCACUAUUACGAGCUGAUGCUGGAUAGAACCGAGGUCUAUGGGCCCAUGCAGGACUACAUCAGGAAGCAGGUGACGCCCCUCUUUCUGCACUUCAAGAACAUGACGUCAGACUGGACCCGUGUUCCUGAGAGGCACACUGACCAGUAUAACCAAAGGAACGCGCUUCGGACGGCCUGUCGGACCGAACUAGCAGAAUGCCAGAACCUGACCACCCUGUGGUUCAGGCAGUGGAUGGACGCGCCUCAGCACAAUCCCAUCCACCCCAACCUGCGCUCGGCGGCGUACUGCAGCGCCGUGGCGGCGGGCGGCCAAGCCGAGUGGGAGUUCGGGUAUCUGGGGUUCACCUUGAACUCCAGCCUGAUCCGCAAGCAGGACGCUACCGCCGUCAUCACCUCGGUGGCCGCCACCCGGGCGGGGCACAGUGUGGCGUGGGCCUUCCUCAGGGAGCAGUGGGAGUACCUGUUCACACAAUAUGGCGUGGGCUCCUUCUCCUUCGCCUCUCUGAUCAGUGGCGUGGCGGCCAGGUUCUCCACAGCGGCCGAGCUGCAGCAGCUGGAGGACUUUGUGGAGGAGCACCAAGCGGCCGGCUUCGGCUCGGCGGCGCUGGCCGUGGAACAGGCCCUGGAGCGGACCAAAGCAAACAUCAAGUGGGUGGAGCAGAACAAACUGGAGGUUCUGGACUGGUUAAGCAGCCGGACCGGACCUGAUAGGAGCUAACUGACCCGGCUGGACAUGGAGGCAGCAUCCUUGUGGGUUUUUCUUUGAAUGUGGGCAAACAUCUCCUUUGUGUUUGUGUUCUGAUGACAAACCCAAACUGCUCUCAGAGGAACCAUCGACCAAGAGAAAAGGCAGCUGGACUUCCAGAACCAAUGAAUCCUCCUCUGUUUUACUCAAAAAGAGCCAAAUCACAACAAACAUCUCAGAACACUUAAAAGAUUUGGUCCAGUUCGUGUCCAGUUCCUUUAAAAAAUUCACAAUUCAAGACAUUUUUGCUCAGAAAACUCCAAGUUAGUCCAAUUUAUUCAGAACCAAUUCGCAAAGAAGUUUCCUCUCUGGGUAAACCAACAGAUUCUGCUCUCUGAUCUAAUCCCUGUGCGGAUCAUGGUUCAGAACCAGCAGAGGUGCAUGAUGGGAGCUGCCCUUACUGAAGCUCUGGGGUUGUUCUGAGGUCCAAAUAAGCAGGAGGAG